GGGGCCGCGAUGGCGACUCUGAGUGCGGGGGGGUCUCAGGGGGGCACCGAGGACGAACACGAGGUGGUGCGCGUGCGCGUCAAGAAGUGUGAGGGGCUGCUGCCACCCGAGUAUCGCUCCUUCGCCGUCGACCCCCAGAUUACGUCGUUUGAUGUCCUGCAGCACAUCCUAGUUCGUGCCUUCGAUCUUGGCGGGAAAAAGAGCUUCAGUAUCAGCUACAUGGGCCGAGACCGACAGGGUCAGGACACCUGGUUCCCGCUGCUGUCAGACGGGGACCUGGGUGCGGCCUUUACUGGAGCCUCCUGUCCCCACCUGCAGCUCCGGGUUGACAUCCGCACUGCCGAGGACAGCCCCCUGCUGGAGGACUGGGACAUCAUCAGCCCCAAGGAUGUGGUGGGCUCAGAGCCAUUGCCUGGGGAGCGCAGGUCACUGGCAGCUGCUGCCUUGCCUCUCACCCAAGCCAUCCUCUCCCAGGUGGGGCGCACACUGUGGCGGGUACAGCAGGCACUGAGCUGGACAGGGGGUGAGGAGACACCAGCCCCAGCACCGCCCCUGAACGAAGCUGAGUUCCAUGCGUUGCUGAGCCCUGAUGGGCGCCUGGCCCGGCCUGAGGACCUGCGGCUGCGCGUCUACCAUGGUGGUGUUGAGCCCUCCCUGCGCAAGGUUGUGUGGCGCCACUUGCUGAACGUAUACCCAGUCGGGCUGACAGCGCCACAGCGCCUGGCCUAUGUGCGCCGCAAGGCCCGGGAGUACGAGGUGCUCAAGCAGGCAGCACCAGGUCGGGCACCAGGCCCUGAAGAUGCCGCCUUUGUGCGUGCUGCUGUGGCCAAGGACGUGGCCCGCACCGACCGGGCUCAGCCAUACUACGCUGGCCCUGAUGACGGCCCCCGCCUCCGGGCUUUGGAGGACCUGCUGGUCACCUAUGCUCUGGCCCAUCCCCGUGUCUCCUACUGCCAAGGCAUGAGCGACUUGGCGUCCCCACUUCUGGCCGUCCUGGAUGAUGAGGCUCAAGCCUAUGUGUGCUUCUGCGGCCUCAUGAAACGCCUGGAAGGGAACUUCCUCCCCGACGGCCGGGCCCUGGGCCUCAAGUUUGCCCACCUGCGGCUGCUUCUGCGCCGCCUGGACCCCCCUUUCCAUGCCUACCUGGCUGCCCGUGGUGCUGAUGACCUCUUCUUCUGCUACCGCUGGCUCUUGCUUGAGCUCAAGCGGGAAUUUGCCUUUGAGGAUGCCCUGCGGGUCCUCGAGGUGCUCUGGAGCUCCCUGCCCCCUGACCCCCCUGAGAAGGAGGUGGAGUUAGAGGGGCCCCCACUGGAGGGUGGCAGGGGGCUGGGAGUCCGGGGACGGCAUAUGAUGCGGCCAGUGGGUGGGGGAGGGGAAGAGGAAGAGGAGGGGGAAGGGGUGGGAGGGGGAAGGGGGUUUGGAGGGUGCUAUAGGCAGCCAGGAGCCCUGGCCCCACCUCUGCCCCCGCCACAGGAGUUGGGCCGAGGCAACCCUUUCCUGCUCUUUGUGUGUGUCGCCAUGUUACUGGAGCAGCGCGAGUGCCUCCUGCGACGUGACCUGGACUACGAUGAUGUGGCCGUCCACUUUGACCGCCUGGUGCGGCGCCACAGUCUGACCCGUGUACUGCCCCGUGCCCGUGCCCUGUUUGCCGACUACCUGCGCUCUGAAGUCUGGGACUCUGAGGAGGUCGAUGAGGCAGCUGCUGAAUCCCCCCAACCCUCCUGA
Molecule: messenger RNA, 1725 nt
Organism: Alligator mississippiensis (American alligator)
Lineage: Eukaryota; Metazoa; Chordata; Crocodylia; Alligatoridae
Gene: TBC1D25
Product: TBC1 domain family member 25
Exons: 8
Coding region: 10-1725 (571 amino acids)
Biological process (GO): activation of GTPase activity; regulation of autophagosome maturation
Cellular component (GO): autophagosome
Molecular function (GO): GTPase activator activity
Source: RefSeq, a predicted model, not a curated record